Molecule: messenger RNA, 2301 nt
Organism: Marchantia polymorpha subsp. ruderalis
Lineage: Eukaryota; Viridiplantae; Streptophyta; Marchantiopsida; Marchantiales; Marchantiaceae
Source: the annotation of a GenBank genome assembly
UACGGCGUUUGUCCCGUCCAUAUUCGCCCGCGAUGGAGAUCAGCAUGAGAUCGGGGGGCUUAAUUUAACAAGCAUUCUUCUGUCAGUCAUCAGUGAACCACUGCGAUCUUGAUUUAGGGCACUUUGUUAUCGCCUCUGACCGGGAAAUGUAAGAACAUGUUUCUUGAUGACAGUCGAUGGGUCGGUUGUUUUCACUAAUUGGGUGGCGAAGCUUGAUGGCCUGGUCGUGUAUGCGCUCGGCCUGAAGAAGUUCGAUAUUCGAGUUUGGUGGCGGUGGCUGGAAUGACGCUGUGUUCUAAGCUGCCGCGAUUGGAGUGCUCAAUGUCGUCGGGAGCUGUCAUAUAGAAAGAGGAUCUUGGGUGUCGCAGUUCGUCUUGUUCGUAGCGAAGGUGUUUCCGGUUCCGGUUUCGGUUCUUUUUGCCCGGUGGAAGACCAAAUCUGUCGUUGUGCAAGUAGUGGCGUGGGAGUUCUGUGACAUAAUCGGCAGUUAAUCGUUUACAUAAUCACUGAUUGCUUCGCUUUGGCGGAAACAACCCCGAGGGAUUGCCGCCGACCUUUGUCUCAGGCGCUACCGGUGACAGGGAACGAAGGGGCGUAAAACGAAUCUUGAAAGCGAGAAGACAUUCCAUCACCAGGGUGACACUGCUGGUUGAUGUGGCGAGGAUCGGACUAAUGAUGUGAAGUUCGUUGCCCGUGGUCAUGAGGAUACGAAACUCAUGACAGCCGGGGAGGAGCGUGUCAGGAGGAUGAUGUUCCAAUCGAGGUCCGGGAAGUGCCUAUUCUGUCCCUGCCGGCGUCAUUGAUGGAGGUGAAGCAAGAAAUCCAGGACGAGGAAGGUUUCUACGUGGAACCACCAAGGAAGCGCACAAGGACGCAUGAAGUCGACGCGGGAAUGGAUGAGGAGGAAGAACUGGAGGAACAACCUUCACCCCCGGAAUCACGGUUUAAGAAAGCAAGGGUCCAGCAUGAUCCCAGACCUCAGCACCCAGAAGCGCUUAUCUCUGAACAACUUAGGGAAGCCGUCGAAAAAGCUCAAACAUAUGCUGAGCCUAAAGGUACCGAAGAUUGUGCAACUCGGUCUCGCAAUGAACGACAUGUUCGAUUUCUUAAUUGCAUAACCUUAGUGCUGCAGGAGAGCUCUGGGUUCUUGAAAAGAAGUUCCGAGUCCGGCUGUUUCCAGCCUUCAUACGAUGAGCUUAGAAAUUUCCAAUGCAAUGCGAGGCGUCUACUCGACGAAGUCGAGCAAGGAAUCCACUUGUUUCGCAUCAAGGAGAUCGAGAGAAUAGAGGCUGAGAAGGCUAGGACUGAAAGUGUUGUAGUUGCUGAACGUAGCAAGCUCUUGGCCAGAAUUGAGGGUCUCAGACAAGAGAACUCAAAUAUAAGGGCUGAGUGCACCAAACUGGAAUUAGAAGUAGACCGCCUUUUUCACGAGAAGGCUGAAUUCGAGAAAGAGCGUGUGGAGGCUGAGGCAGAUAAGGAAAAGCACGCAAAGGAGAGAACAAGAGAGCUGGCCAAGAAACACGAGGAGGAGGUUUUUGCACUAGGGAGGGAGGUUGUGGCGUUACAGGGCAAAGGGAUCUGCCAAAUGUGCUACCUGAAUCCAAGAGAUGGUUUAGUCCUUCCUUGUCUGCAUUUGCUUUACUGCUAUCAGUGCUUGGAAGCUCACAAAUUGCAGAGCAAGGCUUGUCCAUGGCCGAGUUGUAGAAGCAGGAUCAGUGCACUACUGUUAUGUGACUUGACUGGCGAGAAUAGCACUCUAUAGAGUUCGCUGGACAAUGUAAAUUUGUACAGGUUCAGAUGCCGUAAGCAAACAACAAUACUGUUUUGUGAAACGAACUCUCUGAGUGGCCACCAUGUUUGCACUUUCUCAAGCUUUUAGCUCUGUACCGAAGAUGGUAGUACUUCGCUCUGUAGGUCGGAAAUGCUCGUUGGAAACGAAUCAAUAGAGUCGAGGAACUUGGCAGUGCUGUGAAAUUGGACAUCGACAUCGACUUCUGACAUCGAUUCACCACGCGGCAGGUCUGAGCAGUAGAAUAGUUUGGUAAUGUGAGGUGGCAUAGUAUUUUGGUCCUUUGGGGCUAAUUGAUCAAUUGUCGACCCCAUAGUGCGAGCUCAGGAAGGUCAUUUUAUAUGACUGAUUCUUUCCACUCUCAUCAAACGAAACAAUAUGUAGGACGUUAAUAGAAAUAGAUAAUAUAAUAACCUAAAUAGAAGAAAUCAGUCAUAGCAAGACUUCAUCUAAAAGGUAUGUACAGAAUGUAAAACUGAGGUCAAAAUGGUGUCCACCCUCUAGCAAUUGCG